Molecule: messenger RNA, 1023 nt
Organism: Rhagoletis zephyria (snowberry fruit fly)
Lineage: Eukaryota; Metazoa; Arthropoda; Insecta; Diptera; Tephritidae
Product: ADP-ribosylation factor-like protein 13B
Biological process (GO): non-motile cilium assembly; receptor localization to non-motile cilium
Cellular component (GO): non-motile cilium; ciliary membrane
Molecular function (GO): GTPase activity; GTP binding
Source: RefSeq, a predicted model, not a curated record
AACCAUUGAAUACUCUUGCACUUUAGAAUUACCAAAUAAAUGCAAUGGUCACAGUGGAGUGAGAGGCACAUUUGCAUCGAUUCCCCCAAUUUAAUGGGUUCAGCACUUCGAAAAAUCUGUGGUUGCUGCCAAAGAAGAAAAAGAAAUAGUGUCGGUGCAGUUCCCGAAAAACAUCUGAAAGUUUUGCUACUGGGUCUGAUGGGCAGCGGCAAAUCCGAACUUGGCCAUUUGCUGAGCCGCCAACAACGCCAAGACUACGAGCCGACAAACGGAGUGCAGUACUUUCGAAUGCAACUCCCCGACCGACACUUGUCCCUCACAGAGGUGGGUGGUAAUGUGGAAAUGCAAAAAAUAUGGCAUCAUUACUUCCUUACAACGAUGGGACUUAUCUACUGUUUCGACAUGUCGGCCUCCUUUGAAGAGCUUCAGAAAUCCUUCGACUGCUUUCGAAACACUCUGAUGCAUCCGUACGUGCGUGGCAAGCCAGUCCUGCUAGUGGGCACCAAAGCCGAUUUGGCGGACGAAGGCGUGCAGCUGUAUGACAUUGAGAACGCUUUCCUGCUGGAAGCUCUCGCCAAGUAUUACCACAGCAGUGCGCACGUAUGCUACGUCGGCAAGAGCAUCGAGCUGACCAGUGUGUGGGAUGGAGUGGCGUGGCUUAUUAAGUAUCUCAUAGAUAAUAUGGACCGGCUGCAAGCGAGAAUUAAAAUCGACGCCAAUACGAAGGCUUGGCAGGACAAGGUGAACCAGCUGGUCUCCGAAGGACGAAUCAAGCGGAGUCGGUAUCGCCACUUUCAAUAUCACUUCAAAAAUACAGCACGCAGAAAGGUGUGGUACCGUUCGUUUGGCCACUUUCGAACAAAACGCAUUCGGCCACACACAGCGCCGGCCACAAUAAACGCCGCAACGUUUGGCCUUUGCCCAAUAGUGAAAGAACCACCAGCAAUAGAGCGGCCAGAGGAGAAGUUCACCGAUGUGCCAAACCCAAGUGCUCGUGCACUUGCAGUCGGAAAAGUUAGCUAG